This is a messenger RNA of Fonticula alba, 1810 nucleotides long. RefSeq lists its product as hypothetical. Gene Ontology annotation, cellular component: mitochondrial membrane. The transcript has 2 exons. NCBI's taxonomy places the organism in Eukaryota, Rotosphaerida, Fonticulaceae. Gene Ontology annotation, biological process: inner mitochondrial membrane organization; cardiolipin acyl-chain remodeling. The record is from RefSeq and is a predicted model, not a curated record. The coding region runs from base 29 to 1780 and encodes 583 amino acids. Gene Ontology annotation, molecular function: 1-acylglycerophosphocholine O-acyltransferase activity.
CUGUAAGCCCUGCUCAGCCGCCGAAAGAAUGUCGGCUGCCCCCCUUCCCUCUGGCUCGGCCACUCCGCAGGCCGGGCUCGGGGCCGCGCCACAGGCGGCUUCGCUGGCCGGCACCGUGGCUCCCGCCCCGACCGCCGGCGCUGCCGGCGUCUCCACCUCGCAGCCGCUCCUGCGGCCGAGCCUGCACUCGGCCCUGCUCCGGCGGGAUCUGACCUGGCGCGCGGCCUCGCGCGCCACCCUCGGCCUGGUGAGUGUCCUGACCGCGGCCUGCGUCCGCCUCGGCUCCUACCGGCGAGUGUAUGAGGGCGACCGGGUGAUCGGGCUGCUGGAUGUCCGUGACGCGGCCAAGGCCGGCCGGCAGCCCAGCCCGGCUCUGGCCCGGCAGGACCCGCUCUUCUCCGGGGCCGACAUCGGCGAGUACCUCCAGCGCAUUCCCCCCUCGUCACACCAUGCCGACAGCCCGCCGGCCGAGGCAUACUACCGCCGGCCUCUGAUCACCGUGUCCAACCACCGGUCGGUCUUCGAUGACCCCCUGACCUGGUCCAGUGUGCUGCCGAUGCGGCGCCUGCUUGGGCCGAGCUCCAGCUACCGCUGGACCCUCGGCGCCCAGGAGCUGUGUUUCCUCAACUCGGCGGUCGGGACCUUCUUCGGCCUGGGGCGCAUCAUCCCGGUCCUCCGGGGUGGCGGGUACCGGCAGCCGGGGCUCGGCCUGGCGGUGGACAUCAUCAAUGGCCGGAUGGGCAACCAGCCGACGUCCGGCUUCGAGCCGGGGAUCGACGCGUCGUCGGUCCCGACCGGCAAGUCCCCGGCCACCACCCCGCCGGUGCAUCUUCUCGGCCCGGAGGAGCUGGUGCAGCAUGCGCGCGAGCUGGCCGACAGCGUGCUGGCCUGGCUGCAUCUCUUCCCCGAGGCGUACGUCAACCAGCGCGAGGAUAUGAUCCCCCUGCGCUGGGGUGUGGGUCGCUGCAUCAUGGAAGCGCGUCUGCCGCCGGUGGUGAUCCCGAUCUGGCAUGAGGGCUUCCAGCUGAUUCUCCCCGAGCACCAGGCCUACCACUUCCGCCCAUGGAACCAGCUGGACAUUGCUGUUGGCCGGCCGAUUGACUUCACCUCGCUGCUGGCCCACCACCGGGUGGCAGGGACAUCGGCCGAUGACAUUCGUGCGCACAUUGCCGAUGUCAUCACCAUGCAUCUGCUGAAUUUGCAGAGCGCGACCCUGCGCGCGCGCAAGCGCGCCAUGGACAUCGUCGAGGAGCAGGUCCGUGUCCUGGCCGAGGGGAAGCUCUCCCCGUGGCAGCGCCUGCGCGGCCUGCUCCCGGGGAUGGUGACGGCCCCGGCGUCCUCGGCGGCGGCCGAUGGGUCCGGCGCUGGGGAGUCCCUGCGGAACCUGGACGCCUGGCGGGUGGCUCCGCCGCUGGCUGGGCCGACGGACCCCAUCUCGCCGGAGGCCAUGCUGGCGGUCACCCGGCGCCGGGCGCCCUUCUGGAAGUUGACUCGCAUGUCGGCGGCCGCGCACCCGGAGCGCGUUGACCCGGACCGUCUGUAUCCGAUGCAGCAUGCCGAUGUGGAUGAGAUUGAGCGAGACCGGCACACCCGGCGCAUCGGUGCAGCGGAGCAUGCGCGCCGGAUUGAGGCCUCCUCCAAUGAUGCUGCCUCGGCCUCGCCACGUAGCUGGUGGACCGAGCUGAUGGACAUGCUGGCCCCGACGGACUCGCUGGUGCAGGCCGACCGCCCGCUGCCUGGGAAGAACGCCGGCGCGAAUGCCGGCGGCCAGGGCCAGUGAAUGGGCGAGAAGGAGAGAGAGAGAGAGAGA